GGGUCCCCUAGUUUUUUAUGCUAUCCUUGCAUAAAUUUAUAAAGAUGAACCAUUUCCACUUUAAACAUCUUCCCUGGAAUUUUCAAAAUAUCCUUGUGAAUCCUAAGGGUCAGAGCUUGAGGUCAUAGACACUGACACUUUAGGAGAACAAAUGUCCCCUAGAAGUAUGUGAGGAUGUAUUUAGAAACAGCAGGGGAAAUAUGACAAAGAAAUUCCUCUACUUGUUGUAAAAGGAAAAAAAUUGAAGGAACAAUAAUAUGCUCUCAAUUACAAUAUUAUAACCCCUCAUUCAUCUCUCAACAGACAAGGUGGAGAUGAAUAAGGAGAAUCACUCCUUGGUAGCUGAGUUCAUCCUCACGGGAUUUACAUAUCAUCCAAAGCUGAAGACUGUUCUGUUUGUGGUGUUCUUUGCCAUCUAUCUGGUCACCAUGGUGGGGAACAUUGGUUUGGUGGCAUUGAUUUAUAUAGAGCAACGUCUUCACACACCAAUGUACAUAUUUUUAGGCAACCUAGCUCUGAUGGAUUCCUGCUGUUCCUCUGCUAUUACUCCCAAGAUGUUAGAGAACUUCUUUUCUGAGAACAAAAGGAUUACCCUGUAUGAAUGUAUGGCACAAUUUUAUUUUCUCUGUCUUGCUGAAACUACAGACUGCUUUCUUCUGGCAGCAAUGGCCUAUGACCGCUAUGUGGCCAUAUGCAACCCACUGCAGUACCACACCAUGAUGUCCAAGACACUCUGCAUUCAGAUGACUGCAGGAGCCUACCUAGCUGGCAACCUGCAUCCCAUGAUUGAAGUAGGGUUUCUGUUGAGGUUAACUUUCUGUGGGUCUCAUCAAAUCAAUCACUUUUUCUGUGAUGUUCUUCCAUUAUAUAGACUUUCUUGUAUUAACCCUUAUAUCAAUGAAUUGGUGUUAUUUAUCUUGGCAGGAUCAAUUCAAAUCUUUACUAUAGUCUUAGUCCCUUAUUUCUACAUCCUUUUCACAAUAUUUACAAUGAAAUCCAAGGAGGGAAGAGGCAAAGCUUUAUCUACUUGUGCAUCUCACUUUCUCUCUGGGUCAAUAUUCUAUGGUUCCCUUCUCUUCAUGUAUGCUCGACCAGGUGCAGUUAAUGAAGGGGAUAAAGAUAUACCUGUUGCUAUAUUUUAUACUUUAGUUAUGCCUUUAUUAAAUCCUUUUAUUUAUAGCCUAAGAAAUAAGGAAGUAAUAAAUAUUAUGAAAAAAAUUAUGAAGAAGAGAAAAUUUUGUAACAUUCUGAAACAAGUGUCAUCCCCUCUGGCAACUUGAUAAUACUUUAUUUUAAAUCAAGGGAUAGUGAGGCAGUGUACAAGGCCACUUUGAAUAUAAAAUAUUAAAUUAUUUAAAAAUAAUGAUAUAUGAGUUCAAAAUGUUCAGAAAGGAGAAAUUCCUGUAAAAUAUACUUCAAAAUCUAAGCUACUAGGGUUCAU
This is a messenger RNA of Gorilla gorilla gorilla (western lowland gorilla), 1441 nucleotides long. It is a transcript of the gene OR5K3, whose product is annotated as olfactory receptor family 5 subfamily K member 3. The coding region runs from base 315 to 1280 and encodes 321 amino acids. The transcript has a single exon. Gene Ontology annotation, cellular component: membrane. Gene Ontology annotation, molecular function: olfactory receptor activity; G protein-coupled receptor activity. The record is from RefSeq and is a predicted model, not a curated record. Gene Ontology annotation, biological process: G protein-coupled receptor signaling pathway. Lineage: Eukaryota; Metazoa; Chordata; Mammalia; Primates; Hominidae.